Messenger RNA from Lolium perenne, 1151 nucleotides. The record is from RefSeq and is a predicted model, not a curated record. Lineage: Eukaryota; Viridiplantae; Streptophyta; Magnoliopsida; Poales; Poaceae.
UGGAACACUUAUCCGUCCACGCGUUACUCUGAGCCGCAAAAUCUUUCUCACUUCUUCUCUCUCUCCAUCUCAGCAUCAGGCGGAGAGCACCAGCAGGUCGUCGCCUCCGUUGAUGCAGCAGGCCACCGCCGCCGCCGCCGCCGCCGCCGUUGGGGGCGCCGUAGGAUCAGCGACGCGGUUCCGUGGGGGCAGCGCCGCCGUCGCCGGUGGGGGCGCCGCGGUUACCGGUGAGGCUCCGCGGGGAUAGCGCCGCUGGAGCCGGUGGAGGCGCCGCCGGAGCAGCGCCACCGUCGCCUGUGUGGGCGCGGUGCGUGGAGGUUGUGGUCACGCCGGUGUCGACAGUGGAGGCGUUGUAGGAGCAACACCGCGUGUGUAGGUUACGGCCGCCCUGACGUCCGUCGGUGGGCGCCCACGGCAGCAGGACCACGCCUGGAGGUUUAAGGUCACGCCGCCGUCGUCCCUUGGGUCCCGCAAGGAGCUGCACUAUGCCAGGAGGCGACCACGCGGGUGGAAGGCCGAUUGCAGACAUGGCGAGUAUCUCGGUUGCAACAUCAUGGCAGUUUCCCUCCAGGAGGGUCGCGCUUUCAUCGUCGGCGAUCUUGCCUCAGUAAAUGUUGGAGGGCCAUGAGGCAUGGGAUCGCGGUCAUUCUUGACUACAAGGCCACGCCAUCGUUGCAUCAGCAAGGUUGGACAAUACUAAAGACUAUUGACUCCCUCACGAGGAAGGCAGGCUACAAUGGCACCAUCACUGAGUCUUUGAGGAGCAAAAUCCGCGUCACCCGCUACCAGAGCACGCUGUACACCAUGCACUAUGGUGAAUAUGCUGCAUCUGUCAAGAACAGAGAUGAAAUUAACAUGGCGCCCGUAGUUAAUGGCUCCAAAUAAAGCCAAUGAUUUAGCAUCUGUAUUGCAGCAGAUAAUAUAAACUAUUUAUGAUUUGUCUCAGAAGGUAAUUGGGGGUAAGAAUUUUUUCAAAAAUCGACCCCAAAUCAAUGAUAUGCCAUCAUUUCAUUCAUUCCAUGGAAUUUGGGGUGCCAUGUCAACACCCCCCCCCCAUAAAAUUAUGUCAUUCUGGGAUAAAUGAUGAUGGUUAUGUAUCUGUAAACCUAUGCACUACUAUGUACAAUUAUAAAUAAUUUGAAUAUUUCAGU